AUGCGUGAAUUCCUCAAUGAUUUUUUCGGUUCGUGGUUUCGAUUCAAAGACCUCAUUCUCAUUUUCCAAUUGUUUCAAGUGUUCUGCAUAUUCGAUUUUUACUACCAUCACAUAUUCACCUUCAAUCACCCAUUCAAUGAGACAUAUUCUGUCAGAGGCCUCGUUCUCUUAUCUCUGUUGCUAGCCGCGCCUAUAAUUAUGAAAAUUCUUUUGAUCUAUGAUGAGAAGAAGAAUGGAAAAGUCAAGAAGAUCCUAGUGAUAAGGAAGUUUCUAUUUUUUGGAUACGGAAAAAUUGCAGUGAUUGGUUUUGUCGCUCAAUCAUGGAUGUUGCUGAAUUUAGAUAAGGAAGUAACGUACCACCUCUUCCUCACGCUCUCCUGCACCCUCCUCUCAUUCACCUACUACGCCUUAUUCGUUCUCCCCUAUUUCGCCGACUACAAAAUGAAAAAUGGUGUGAAACGAGACGCCGCCCUGACUCGUCUGGGUGUCCUGAUGGUCUAUGCAGGAGCUAUGUCACAAACUACAUUCUACCAAGUGAUCCGUCCCGAACUUGACCCGGCGAUCAAGCUGCUCCUAUUGUCCAGUGGUCUCUUCUAUUCUCCUUAUACCGCCGAGCUCGUCGUGAUUUUAUUGAACUGGGUAGUCAUGCAGGAUGACACGGAGCUUCCCGAGACUUGGUUGACUAAUUGGCUUAUAUCUACUAGGGUACUGUGCUGGGAACCCAAUGAGGUAAUGCCUCAGGCGGAACGACAGUUUGAUAAUGUCCGGGAGUCCGAAGAUUUCUAUAAAUGGCCAAUUGUCUCGGUGAUAAAAAUAAAAGAGGACACACCAGACUCCUGCGCAAUCUGUGCUCUCGACUAUGAUUCCACUACAGUAAUCCCGCGAACUCUGGAAUGCGGACAUACAGUAUGCGAAGAGUGUAAAGGAAAGCUAACGACAUUUGAGAUUGUGAAGUUCAAGCAGUGCCCGUUUUGUAUGCAGUGGGUACACAGUUUUCAACGAGAAGCAAUGGCUUGA
This is a messenger RNA of Caenorhabditis remanei, 1017 nucleotides long. RefSeq lists its product as uncharacterized. The record is from RefSeq and is a predicted model, not a curated record. Lineage: Eukaryota; Metazoa; Nematoda; Chromadorea; Rhabditida; Rhabditidae. Gene Ontology annotation, molecular function: ubiquitin protein ligase activity. Bases 1 to 1017 code for a protein of 338 amino acids. The transcript has 4 exons. Gene Ontology annotation, biological process: protein ubiquitination.